GGCCCGUGGCUCCGCCCCUUGCGUCGGCGAAGGACAAAGUCACCGCGCCGGGCCCGCGGUCAGCCUCUGCGCACAGCUGCGGCCUGAGCAGCGCUGCGCGCCCGCCGCCAUCUUAGGAGGUCGCCAUGUUCUCGUCCAUCGCGCCGCUCGCGCGGCUCAACCCCUUCUACGCGCCGCACUUCCAGCUGUGCCAGGAUGGGCUGAGGAGGCGCGCGGAGCCGGCCGAAGCGCCCACCACGCGGCGAAGCCUGGCGGCCGCGUCCGCCACCGAAGAAUACAGUUGUGAAUAUGGCUCGCUCAAGUUUUAUGCUCUCUGUGGCGUUGGUGGGGUCCUAAGUUGUGGCCUGACACACACUGCUGUCGUACCUCUGGAUUUAGUGAAAUGUCGUAUGCAGGUUGAUCCACAAAAAUACAAGAGCAUCUUCAAUGGAUUUUCAGUGACAAUCAAAGAAGAUGGAUUUCGUGGUUUGGCUAAGGGAUGGGCUCCAACCUUUAUUGGAUACUCCAUGCAGGGGCUUUGUAAAUUUGGUUUCUAUGAAGUUUUCAAAAUCCUGUAUGGCAACAUGCUGGGAGAGGAAAAUGCCUAUUUGUGGCGUACUUCAUUAUAUUUAGCUGCAUCUGCCAGUGCAGAGUUUUUUGCUGACAUUGCUCUGGCUCCAAUGGAAGCUGCUAAAGUUCGCAUUCAGACACAGCCUGGAUACGCCAACACUCUACGGCAAGCUGUACCUAAAAUGUUUGGAGAAGAAGGCAUUUGGGCUUUCUAUAAAGGUGUAGCUCCGCUCUGGAUGAGACAGAUCCCAUACACGAUGAUGAAAUUUGCCUGCUUUGAACGUACUGUUGAAGCUCUCUACAAGUAUGUUGUUCCCAAGCCACGAAGUGAAUGUUCAAAAGGCGAACAGCUGGUAGUCACAUUUAUUGCAGGCUAUAUUGCUGGUGUCUUCUGUGCAAUUGUUUCUCAUCCUGCUGACUCCGUCGUGUCUGUGUUGAACAAAGAAAAGGGCAGUUCUGCUUCACAGGUUCUUAAGAGGCUUGGAUUCAGAGGUGUCUGGAAAGGUCUGUUUGCUCGUAUCAUCAUGAUUGGUACGCUGACUGCGCUACAGUGGUUCAUCUACGAUUCUGUGAAGGUUUAUUUCAGACUUCCUCGUCCACCUCCACCUGAAAUGCCGGAAUCUCUGAAGAAGAAGCUUGGUUUAACUCAGUAGACAGCUCAUGGACUGACUUCGCUGGCUGUCCAGUGAUGAGUUUCAUGAAACUUUUAUAUAUUUGACUAUGUGGAAAACAAACUCUAUAUGGUGUCAUUAUUGGCUGUACCCUCAUCCCAUGUGAGGGUUAAAAUUCUACCACUGUCAUUGCCUGAAAUAAAUGAGAAACAGAGUGCUUAGUGUCUGUUUACUACUGCAUAUAUAAGCUUCAUUUCACAGCGGCAAAUGCCUCAGAUACUUCCCAAAGUGAAAAGUAAAAAAAUAGGCCUUUCUACACUUCAGGAAUUAGAAUUGUGAAACAGCAACAAAAUAGGCUUUCAUUGUUCCCAGGGGAGGGCCGAGAAACCCCAUGGAGUAUUGCAGAAACUAACUGCAGUUGUAUGCUUUUUUUCAGUCCUGUUUCACCUGCCUAUAUAAGCUGUUUCUGUAAAACAGAUCAACUGCAGUGGAUGAGAUAGAAAUGCAGUCUGAAAGGACAUCCCAGUUAUAGCAUCUGUAUUCUCCAAGAGUUGAGGGAGAAUCUUACAGUUCUCAGAACUCUUUGCGUUGGGAUGGUCACUGCAAUGCAAAUUAGGCUUACUUGACUAAUUUCUGCUUCUCUUGGCUUUGAACUGCACCAAAGAUGGUAGUUGUUUUAGCUGUACCGUGGAAUUGAAUUGCAGCAGCUACUUUAACAAAAGCAAAGCUGACGUAAUAAAGUUUCUCAGAAAUAUCCAACCACUAGAAGCUUAAAUUAAAAAUGGCUUGUCUCUUCUUGUAGAGAUUGAACAUGCCAACUGUUUCUUAACUUUGGUAUUUCUAUAGUUUGAUUUCUCCUCCUGUGCCCCCUGCCUUCUUUUUCAUUCAGUGAGGUUAGUACUGAGUUUCGAUUGAACCAUACACAUCUGGGGGUCUGAUUUUGAACCUUAAUGAUUUGAAGAAAUCUAAGCUUGUAGGCAUGCAAGGAGUGAAUCUUGAGAAUGUUUUAUUAAGGCAAUGAAUUUUAUUUGCUUCCACUAUUUAAUGUAAAAGAUGAGCAUUAAUGUAAAAGAUGCUGCCUUUUGAGUUUCACCUGUUCAAGAAGCAACGGUCAAAUCACAGAGUAAAAUUCAGAAAAUGUCUAACAGUAUAUCAAGGGUUCAUCAUCUCCAGCAUUACUUUGCUCACUUAGUAGAGCUGGAGCAUGUGUCCUUUUUGCAAAACUUCUGUAUGUUGCCUUUCAGCGUUCAAGCUGGUGAUGAACAAUCUACUCUGUUGGAGUAGCGUAAAUAUAUUGACCACAGCACCCUAUUGAGGUCUGAUAUUCCUGCUGCCAUCUUACAUAGCAUUGAGAUCCCUGCCACUUGGAAAAACCCUCUGACUCUCCAAGAUUUCAGGAUAGUUAAGCUAAACAAGCAAGCUAACCUUUAUUCCAAUUUGCUACCUUUCUAAAUGUAGAGUAAAAUCUAAAACUCUUCCCUUUUCCAAUGACACUAAGCACAUUCUUUGAGUGGUUGGUAACUAACAGCAUUAUACUACAAAGUGCAAUUCCCUAAGUCUAAAUAAAACACUUGUACAAAGUACCUUGGGUUGAAUCUCAGUGAUAAAAGUGCAUACAUCUCGUUGCCCUUGUUGCUAGUAGGAAGCUUUGAAGUUAUUCAACAAAAAUAUAUUGUGCUUCUAAGAGUUUGUUUGGAGGAGAGCAUUAACUACAAACUUGAUCUUACAUCAAGACCACUGAUGCUAAAUCAAUUUCAGAAAUUACCUUUUAUGUGUGGCUCAGCUUAACAGGUAAAGAAAAAAUUAGCAACUCUUGUGCACUGAAUAGCAUAGUUUGUGUAAAGGCUUCUGUUAACCUGGAGGACUUUACUAAAAAACAUAGCUACUUUCCUGGGAAAGUGAACCACUUCUAUGAACUUUUAAGGCUGGCAGAAGAGUAAGGCAGAACUUGCUUUAUAUGGCAGGGUAAUCUGACUGCCACGUAAGCCAAUGUUAAGCUAAAUUUUGCAAGACUUUCCUGUCGUUUCAUGGAUGGCUCAAAAUCAUGCAGUUUUUCUCUGGAAAGACCUGGGCUACCUUUGUGCAGCUGUAAGCACGUGCAGUAAUAAGAGAACAUUGUUUUUGCUCUAAGGUGAACCUGAAGCUGCCCUUUUAAAGAUGACCUUUAUCAAGGUCAAUCUGAGAUAAGACUACUAAUAGCAGUUAGAUCUCCUUUUCUUUUGUAACCCAGAAAGGCAAAAUAGACCUAGUUCUACUUCCACUGUUCUGUUCCAGUGGAAAACUUGAGAGGGAGCUGCUGACUCUGGCAGCUGCAGCUGCUAAGUGAUGAUUUUCAGCCAUAGGCUUGUUUGGAUGCUUGAGAUGCUUUAACGUAGAAAAUGCUAUUGUGCAAAAGGUCAUCCACUGAAAUUCUAACAGCUUCAGUGGGAAAGUGGUCGUAUUAAAAUGUAUUUAAAAGUCAACUUUUGUCAUUAGUAAAUGUGCUUUAUAGCAUAAUAUGUAGUAUGUUUUCUCAUAAUGGGUGGGAGAGCCACGGUACUUUAGAUGGGCUGAUUGUUGUUACAAAGGAAGUCCUGUAUCUGAAAGGAGCACUCCUCUGGAACCACGUAUAACUGAGAUAACUUCAGAACAAUCAUUAAGCCCAAGAGUGCUUCGCAAAACAUGGGUCAUAUAUAUGCUGCUUCUGUAUAUUGUUUUAUAAAGGAGAAAACAUACUCUCUUUAAUAUUUAUGGAGCUGAGAUCUGCUUUCUGGUUUAAAACGUACUGUCAAUAUAAAUUUGGAAUAAGAGCUUUCACACCCUGUGCUUGUAUUAGAUUGUACUACAGAUCAAAUACGCUGAUGUUGCUAAUACUUGAAAUGCUUGUUACAUAUCAUUUAAAACUGGGCUAUAAAAAUGCAGAUAGAUGUAAUUCCUUUACAUUUCUACUUGGAAAUGUAGUUCACAGUGAAAACAAUAAAUCCUGUUUUUUUAUAGUGAA
This is a messenger RNA of Gallus gallus (chicken), 4140 nucleotides long. It is a transcript of the gene SLC25A3, whose product is annotated as solute carrier family 25 member 3. Gene Ontology annotation, biological process: mitochondrial phosphate ion transmembrane transport. The record is from RefSeq and is marked validated. The coding region runs from base 126 to 1202 and encodes 358 amino acids. Lineage: Eukaryota; Metazoa; Chordata; Aves; Galliformes; Phasianidae. Gene Ontology annotation, molecular function: phosphate transmembrane transporter activity. Gene Ontology annotation, cellular component: mitochondrial inner membrane. The transcript is spliced from 8 exons.